Messenger RNA from Pocillopora meandrina, 717 nucleotides. The record is from the annotation of a GenBank genome assembly. Lineage: Eukaryota; Metazoa; Cnidaria; Anthozoa; Scleractinia; Pocilloporidae.
AUGGCGGAGAAAAAGGAGGAUUUUCUACGAAUAUCUGGGGAUAGUGAUUUCCAGGGUCGCAGUAGUUCCAUAUUUGGAUGCCUAGACAAGCUUGAACCUGAACAAAAAGCUGAUGAUAGUGAAAUCGAGCGUAAACCACAUGGCACUCGUCUGCCGAGUCGGCCAAGACGUGUGCCAGAUCAUAUUUUGCACCCUGAGAAAUGGACCAAGUACAGUCUGGAGGAAGAUGGAAGUGAUAAGAUUCCUGGAAUGUCUGGUGAUGCACUAAAUAGACAUGCUGCUCUCUCUUUUAUGGAUGAGAUCCGCAAUAGGAAAGAAAAUGCUCCAAAAGAAAAUUCAGAGUCCGAUGUGGAGAUGACUGAAAAACAUGUGUUCUCGAAAUCAGCCAUUAAGCAUAAAAUGGAGGUCGAUGAAACACCUCCCCGCUCACAGAUUGUGGAGGGUGUGAACGUUAUGGCGGAAUAUGUAGUUGGACGAUCUCGGGCCAAAGUUCCCAAAACACAGCUGUCUUCAGCUGAAAACCCACUUCGGUCUCCCGAGGAUUCGGUCGAACUUGAUCACUUACAAGACCAGGAAGCUUCCUACGAUUCCACAGAGAAGACAGAAAAUGUAUCUGAUUCUGCAACAGUAGAAAAACAAGAAGGAUCAUUUUUGAAAAGAAAGGUCAAGGUUCGCAAGGGAUUGCGUGAACGGAAAUCAAAAGAAGAUGAUGAAUGA